AUGUCGGUCUCAAAACUUGAAUCACUUCCUAAUGAAAUAUUGACUGAUAUUUUCGAGAAAUAUAUUAAUGGACUGGAUCUGCUAAUAUGCGUUAACUUUCAACAAAAUCGACGUUUUGAUGAACUUAUCAGGCGAUGUCAACGGCUUCGUUUCAAUUUUAUUCAAUGUCACAAAGAUGAUUUUCGUUUUUGUUUCGGUCUUUUACCGGCAUAUAUCGAUCGAAUAGAAGAAUUAGCCAUAUCAGAAGAAAACGCACCUGGCCAAAUAUAUGCUUUUCUUUCACGUCAUCCAACGUUUGAAUUAUUUACACGACUUCGAACACUUUAUUUUCAUUUCGAUUAUAAUACUCUGGAUGUAGAUUAUAUUCACACAGCUCUAGAAUCAUUAUCGCAAUUAAAUAUUCACACUUUAUCAAUCAAAGCAAUGAACAUAAAAGAUAACUCUGAAUUUGAAUAUGAGAUUACCCGUUUAUUUCAGUUACAGUCACUCAAAUGUUUAACUAUUAAGGGCAGUUGGACUCGUAUGAACUGGGAUAAUUUGGAGUAUGCCGAGUCAAAUAUUGAAUAUUUGGCGAUUUCUGGAAUAGGUUUCCGAUUGCAAGAUUUCGAAUAUAUUUUACAGUUCAUUCCUCAUCUUAAAUAUUUUGACUGUGAAAUAACCAACACAUCUUAUACUCGUCAUUUUCGUGAGAUAGGGAAGAAGAGUUCGAAAACGAAAGAUAAACUAAAAUAUAGACUUCGAACGUUAAUUCUGUCACUUCCAGAAAACAGCUCUUUGACGUUGGAUAUGUUGACAACAUAUUUUAAUUACAUGCCUGAUUUGCAUCAUCUUGAAAUUAAGACAGAUGCUGAAUUAUUGGACGCUGAUGCAUGGAAAAUGUGUUUUGAAACAUCGUUACCGUCACUUACUUGUUUUUCUCUUCGAACAACUACAUCCUUUGCAAACACAACUAAUGUAGAAAGUGUACUCCGCUCAUUUCAAAACUCUUAUUGGAUAGAGAAAAAGAAUUUUAAUAUUAUCAUAGCCGAUCAUGAAGCUUUGGCUUAUGAUUACUUAGAGGUAGACCAGAUCAAACCCCCUGCUCGGUAUAAAUAUGAUCAGCCUGUUACUGGAUGUUGGAUGGCACCAAAUCGUACUAUUGAUAAUAGUAUGGUGACAAUAGAUAAAAGUAUCAAUUUGGCGAUUGGCGACAAAAACUGUAUUUCAUCUUGUCCUUUCUAUUAUGAUAACGUAAAAUACCUUGUAGUUGCUAAUGUUAAUUUAUCCAUAUUAUCAUGGUUGACAACGUAUGUUAAUUGUUCUCAAAUCAAGCACCUCUCUAUUACAAGUACAGAUAAUAGAACGAACAUAUUAAGUUCCCUGUUAGCAUGUGUCACAACAGUGCUUUCGCUCUCAAUAUCAUUCGAUUUGAUUAUUGCCAAUUCCGAAAUCUUCAUGACAACAAAUAUUUGUGUGAAACAUCUUGACACAUCUAUUAAUCAACAUCCAUUUAAUGAACAAGAUAUUAUUCUCCUUGGCCAGUGUUUUCCAUAUGUGGAACAUUUAAAAAUCAAAACAUCAGACUUAUUUAAUGUUCCAUUGUUGAAAACAUAUGUUAAACGUCUGCAUAGUCUCACUUUUGAAAUGCAGCAAAAGGAUCAGUGGUUUGGUGAUAAUUACCGCAAACAAAUGUGGGAAUACAAUCUAAAACGAGAACUAAAAUUUUUCUUCAACAUCAAGGAUUCUACUAUGACAGUUUGGAUCGAUGCAGCUGCAUAUGAAGACCCCUAUUGGCAAAGAUAUGCCAAAGAACAAUCCGCUACUAAUUCUGACAACAAAAAUAAGAAAAAAAGUAGAUUUUCAUUUCCAAAUUUUUUCAAAUAG
Messenger RNA from Rotaria socialis, 1863 nucleotides. Lineage: Eukaryota; Metazoa; Rotifera; Eurotatoria; Philodinida; Philodinidae. The record is from the annotation of a GenBank genome assembly.